Molecule: messenger RNA, 4276 nt
Organism: Ziziphus jujuba (common jujube)
Lineage: Eukaryota; Viridiplantae; Streptophyta; Magnoliopsida; Rosales; Rhamnaceae
Product: SUMO-activating enzyme subunit 2
Exons: 12
Coding region: 2118-3917 (599 amino acids)
Biological process (GO): protein sumoylation
Cellular component (GO): SUMO activating enzyme complex; cytoplasm
Molecular function (GO): SUMO activating enzyme activity
Source: RefSeq, a predicted model, not a curated record
CCCCCCUCAAUUCACCGUGAGAGAGAGAAGGAGAAGAAAGAAAUAAUAGAAGAGUGAAAAAAGAAAGAAAUAAUAGGAAGAGAGAGAGAGAGAGAGAGAGAGAGAGAGAAGGAGAAGAAAGAAAUAAUAGAAGAGUGAAAAAAGAAAAAAAUAAUAGGAAGAGAGAGAGAGAGAGAGAGAGUUUUAUGGUGAAGUUUUUAAAGGUUGAGGUAAAAUAAUAUAUAAAUGUAAGUUAUAUGGUGGGUUUUGUAGCGCUGGGUGUGGGAUUGUAAUUUGUAUGUAAAGCCGCCUUAUUUCCUCGAAACCACAUAGCAGUACCAAAUUUCUAAGAGAUUCUUUGACUUCCCGUGUUCGAUUCCCCAACAAAGCCCGCUUGUAAACUCCACCACACUACCAUUUCUUUUUUUCUUCCUCUCUUUCUUUCUCUCUCUCUCUCUCUCUCUCUCUUUUUCCGUCCGAGAGUUUUUUUGUUUUUUUAAAUUUUUUUUUUCUAUAUGACAUUUUGUAAAUUAUUCGGCUUCCAAUUCACUCUUUUUACCUUCCCGUUCCUUUCUCUAUCCUUCUCUACCUGGUUUCGUCUCCCAUGGCUUCCCAACAACAAUUUUCAGCAAUAAAGGGUGCGAAAGUGCUCAUGGUUGGUGCAGGUGGUAUCGGCUGUGAACUCCUCAAGACCCUUGCACUCUCUGGCUUCCAAGACAUUCAUAUUAUCAUGCUGGUAUACUGGGGAAUAAGAUUUGUCUUGAAGCUAUACUUCUACUAUUUUAUUUUUAUUUUUUAUUUUUUGGCCAUAAGAUAUUCAGUUACCAUAAUCUAACAGAACGGACUGGUGGUGGUGGGACUCUUUAUUUUUGAGUGACUUUGUCUUUGAAGACGAGUUCUUCGUGUCAAAAUGCCUGAAUAUUGUGUUGAUGCCAAUUCUCAUUGUUGUAUUAAUACUUUCCAUAAAAGAACCUUACUUGGUAUAUGUUUGAGCCUGGGAAUUUGGCUUUCACGUUAUGGUUUACUUGAUACACAAAUCAGAGGGAAGCAUAGAAGAAAUACACACCUGGGAAUACUUGUUAAUCAAUGCUUUUUUCUUGAGUUGGAAGCAACUAUUAUCUUAUUUCUUUUGGUGGGAUUACAUUUUACCUAUGUAAUUCUUUAGUGUAUCUUUUGGUGGGAUUACGCUAUACCUUUGUAAUUCUUUAGUGUAUGUGUGCUUUUUCUUCCUAGUGAUGGAUGAAAUAUCCUACUCUUUCAGUCAUUGUCUUUGUAUAUUUGCAAUGUCUGAUAGUUCUUUGUUGAUUCCUGUCUUGAUGCGAGAUCAUGUACUUGUUUAAGGCUGGUGGCUUACUCUCGCAUAAAUAAUAAUUGCAUGUUGCAGAUCAAUUUUAUUAUGAGAAUUCCCAAGGUUUAAUCUAACUUGCAUUCGACUUCUAUUUAACCUGACAUUCAUAUGUUAUGGAAAUGAACUAUUUACAAUCAGCUAUGACUUGUGAGAGAUUUCACUUUUCAUCAGCCAGAGAUAAAGUGGAUUUGCUAUCUCACUUAAUUGAUGGCCAGAUGCCGGGAGGUGGUGGUGUUGGUGUUGCUUGUACAGCAUGGCACCAGCGUGGCAGAGAUGGUAGCUGCCCCGCGCUCAUGUUGACAGAUGCAUCUUGACCUAUAAUGACUUCUGGUCAAGGCCUUUGAUUAUGAGCCUAGUUUUAAAUUUUCCAUAUUGUCAUGUUGUGUAACCACUACUUUCCUAUUGACAUUGUUGACAUGUUAAAAUUGGAGAAACCUAUUCCCUCGUUCUUUUCAUAUUCAUUGCAAAGUUAAUUUUUGAAGUAUAUCUAAUCCAUUCGUUUUAUUGGAAGAAAUUAAAUUUGUAGUUAAUUUUUGGUUCUGCUGUCUCUGCAUCCUGUAAGAUCGUUGACGAUAUAGCCUUAGAAUGUUAUAGUUUCAGUAGUUUUGAACAGGAAAUCAUAGGGUAUUUAUUGUUAUUUAAUUAUGUAGGUAUGUAAGUUUUUAUGUUGUAAGCAAUGCAUAUGUGCUUGUUCUUAGGUUAUGGUGUGGGUCUAGUUUCUGUAAUUUUGAGAAAUAGUAUUGGUAAUUGUUUCCAGUGAUUGUUUAUUGAUAUUAAUUUGUAGAUUGACAUGGACACUAUAGAAGUCAGUAACCUCAACAGGCAAUUUCUAUUCAGACAAUCGCAUGUUGGGCUAUCAAAGGCCAGAGUUGCUCGGGAUGCUGUUUUAAGAUUUAGGCCACAGAUAAGCAUUACACCCUACCAUGCAAAUGUCAAGGAUUCUAACUUCAAUGUAGACUUCUUCAAGCAAUUUAAUGUUGUUUUGAAUGGACUUGACAACUUAGAUGCGAGGCGACAUGUGAAUCGCCUAUGCUUGGCUGCUGAUGUUCCCCUGGUUGAAAGUGGGACCACUGGAUUCCUUGGACAGGUCACUGUACAUAUUAAAGGGAAAACAGAGUGCUAUGAAUGCCAGCCUAAACCUGCACCCAAAACCUAUCCUGUCUGUACCAUUACAAGUACCCCAACAAAGUUUGUUCACUGUAUCGUAUGGGCCAAGGACCUCCUCUUUGCAAAGUUGUUUGGAGACAAGAAUCAAGAAAAUGAUUUAAAUGUGCGUUCUAGUGAUGCCAGUAGUUCAUCUAACCAUGUUGAAGAUGUAUUUGAACGUAGAAAUGACGAAGAUAUAGAGCAAUAUGGCAGGAGAGUAUAUGAUCAUGUAUUUGGUUAUAACAUUGAGGUAGCUUUAUCUAAUGAGGAGACAUGGAAAAAUCGCAAUAGACCAAAGCCCAUAUAUAGUAGGGAUGUCCUGGAUAAUGAACUGACUCGACAGAACGGAAAUAUGGAUAAAAACUGUUCAACCAAUUGUCCAUCAUCAGUGUCUGCCAUGGCAGCUCUAGGCAUGAAGAACCCACAGGAUAUAUGGGGUCUCAUGGAGAAUUCCAGAAUUUUUCUUGAGGCUCUGAAGCUAUUUUUUUCAAAAAGGGAAGAGGAGAUUGGGAAUCUAACUUUUGAUAAGGAUGAUCAAUUAGCAGUGGAAUUUGUUACUGCUGCAGCAAAUAUACGGGCUGCUUCAUUUGGGAUCCCUUUGCAUAGUCUUUUUGAAGCUAAAGGAAUUGCUGGUAAUAUUGUGCAUGCUGUUGCAACAACCAAUGCUGUUAUUGCCGGGUUGAUUGUCAUUGAGGCAAUCAAGGUAUUGCAGAAUGACACGAAGAAUUAUAGGAUGACAUAUUGUGUGGAACAUCCAGCCAGAAAGAUGCUACUCAUGCCUGUGGAACCGUUUGAACCAAAUAAAUCCUGUUAUGUUUGUUCUGAGACACCUUUAUUACUUGAGAUCAAUACUCACCGUGCAAAGUUGAGAGACUUUGUUGAUAAGAUAGUUAAGGCCACGCUUGGGAUGAACUUGCCUCUCAUUAUGCAUGGAUCUGCACUUCUUUAUGAAGUUGGUGAUGAUCUUGAUGAAGCCAUGGUGGCAAAUUAUGCUGCAAACCUUGAGAAGGUGCUGUCCGAGCUUCCUUCACCAGUUACUGGAGGGACAAUGCUGACUGUUGAGGAUCUUCAACAAGAGUUUUCUUGCAAUAUCAAUAUCAAGCACAGAGAGGAAUUUGAUGAGGAGAAGGAACCGGAUGGUAUGGUUCUUUCUGGAUGGGCUCCACCUCCUACCGUGGAGGGUGCUAACAAGACUAUUGACAAUGCUGGAAGCACAUCAGAAGCUUUGCCGGUGGAGGCAGAGAAGAGUGAAGAGAUAGAAACUGCUCCUGGGAAGAAAAGAAAACUCAUCGAAGUUUCCAAGAAUGAUGGUACGAGCAAUGCGGAAGAAAUUAAAAAGAAUGAGAAGCUUCAAGUUCUUGAUGAUGAUGAUGAUGAUGACCUUGUCAUUUUGGAUGGUGGAGAUCUUGGCUUCAGCCCCAGCAAGAAGAAAUGUCAAUGGUAGUCCUUGCUUGGGACUUGUAUUUGGAGGGCUUCAUUCCAAAUUUUGUACCAGUAGGGAGAAAUAUUGAUUCAUUCAGGGUCAUAAUUGUUAUUAAUAGGUCUUUGUAGAUUGUUGCUUUGAGGUAGAAAAAGAAAUUAAUUGGUAACUCUUAACCAUUUUCCUUUUGUUGUACUUGUUGAUGCAGCAACAAUGUGUAUUCUUGGCUAAAAUUAACAUAGUGGCAUUGUAGUAAGAGAUGAAAACUAGGACCCUUAAGAAAUGCACCCGAAAAUUAGGGCUGUGAGUGCAUGACUUUAAUGUUGCAAUUUUCUUUGUUGAAUAUUUUGAAAUAAUUAUACAUAAAAUCUAAAAUUUCUGUC